This is a messenger RNA of Astrephomene gubernaculifera, 3351 nucleotides long. Lineage: Eukaryota; Viridiplantae; Chlorophyta; Chlorophyceae; Chlamydomonadales; Astrephomenaceae. The record is from the annotation of a GenBank genome assembly.
GGUAUCGGCUAUGGAAUCGUGCUUAUUACUGGGCUAGUUCCACACUUCGGGCUCAUGAAGUCAAGCAGCCGCUUGCCACCGGGCAUUGCUGCCGGCUCAGGAUGGGCACAACUGGAUAUUGUUACCAGUGUGCCAUUUACGAAAAGAGCUGAUGCUGUCAGGCUACAGCAGCAACAGCAAGCAUCCCGACAGCGCCCGCGUCGCGAUAAGUUCCGGGUUCUGCUGGCUUGCAUCGCAAUCGGCGUGGUGCUGUCCAUCUCCAUCACCUGGUACCUGCAACGCCAGCUACCAGAAGUUCAAAAACGCGUUCAGGAGUCUCAAGCCUUGACCGCCCCUCCCAGCCGCUCGUUCUGCAGCAGGUCCCGCCCUCCUAUGGUUUGCGCACACGGUGGUGACACGCGGCACGCUCCCCCCAACACCGCUGCCGCCUUCCGCGCCGCCCUGGCCGCGGGUGUGGACUGUGUGGAGGUGGAUGCGGCGCUGUCGUCUGACGGGGUGCUGGUGGUGACGCAUGUGCGGGAGUUGGCGCAGCUGACGGGCAGGGCGGGGGUGCAGGCCGGCGACCUGACCUCCUCCCAGCUGCUGUCGCUGCGGUGGCCGGGCGGCGAGGGGCUGCUGCGGGUGGAGCAGGCGGUGGCGCUCACCUCGCCCUUCGUGGACUGCGUGACGCUGGACGUGAAGACGUACAAUGACGAGGCCGGCCGUCCGCUCGACGAGGCUGCCAUCUCCUCUGCGCUGGUGUCUCUGGUGCACUCCACCCGCUGCGGCAACUGCCUCAUCUGGGCCAAGAGCGAUGCGGUGGUGCGGCGCAUCCUGCAGCUGUCGCCGGGCCAACGCACUGGGUACAUUCUGAUGAACGAGACGCAGGAGGCGCGCAGGCUGGGCAUGCACCACCCGCUGCGCUUCAGCACCUCGCCCGACCGCCGCCGCCGACUGGCCGCAGAGGCAGCAGCUGCUGCUGCGGACCGGGGUGAGGAUGCGGAUACCGCAUAUGAGGACGACGGCAAUGGUGCGGAUUCAGGACAGGGCCUGGAGCAGGGCGUAAAGCAACAAGGGCAGCAACAGCAGGGGGGCGGUCAGCAGCCGUAUUACCAGCAGCAGCCUCAGCAGCAGCCGGGAGUGGUGGGUGUGCACAUGGACAUGGUGGAGGCGGGUCUGCUGGAGCUGCUGCAUGGGGAGGGUAAGCAGCUGUUUGCCUGGACCAUCAACCGCCCCGAGGUGCUGCGUCGGGUGCUGGAUGUGGGGGUGGAUGCGGUGGUGACCAACCACCCCGCAACCGCCCUGGAAGCCAUUGAAACAAGGUUGGCGAGGUGCGGCAGCGGCGGCGGAAGCAGCAGCAGGGGAGGAGGAGGAGGAGGAGAGGGCGGAGAAGGGGAGGCGCCACUGAUCAGAAGCCGAAGCAGCAGGGGGAAGGAACGAAGAAGUGGUGGCAUCAGGAGGAGCAGCACUGGGGGAAGCGGUGGAGACUACCUGUGAUGCGAUGUUGUUGGUUGUGCCAGCCAGCUAAAACAAAACACAACCUGUCGCGCAACCUGCUCCUCCCAGGCAUCUCAGCAGCAGCAGACAACGAGCAACAACAACAACAACAACAACAGCUCCAACAACACUCCUAGCAGCAGCAGCGAACAGCCGCGAGCAGGCUCUUCAGUCCAUUUGCAGGGCCCAUGCCGCCUCACUUCCCGGAUGCUUUUGCUUCUUCUUCACGCACAGCAGCCCCCCCAAGGCAGCCGCCCCUCUCACACCACCCCUCCCGCAUGCGGGUCACUGCCCCGCUGCUGCUCGUCACCGCUGCUCCCCUCCGCUUGCAGCAGCCCCCAGACGUAAAUACUGAACCCAAACAACUACCCUGCUGCAACCCUGCUGCUGCUGCAACCCUGCUGCAACCCUGCUGCAACCCUGCUGCAACCCUGCUGCUGCUGCUGCUGCGCUGCCACACCUGCCACCCGGUGGGCCUGCUUGCAGCCAGCCCCCGUGCAGCCAGCCUGAGCACCCAUGCACCCCCUACCUACCCGUACCUACCUACCCGUACCUUCGGGUACAUACACACGAGGUAGCCCACCUAACAGUCCAGUACGUUCCUCCUCGCGGCCAGUGUUUCUGAACACACACGCCAGCCCCCCCCCCACACACACACCAGCUACCACGCUGCAACGACGACGGUGACAGGCAGGGGAAACCGUACACCCACCGGUACCACAUUCCGUUGGUGUCGGGUCCAUUGCACCCCCUAGCAGCUCGGACGCAUGCCAUGCGGAGGCGGGUAGCGGGGUAGUAGCAGCAGCAUAUGGUAGCAGCAGCAGCUGCGGCGGAGGCGGCGGCAGCAGCUGCGGCGGCGGAGGCGGCGGCAGCAGCUGCGGCGGCGGAGGCGGCGGCAGCAGCUGCGGCGGCGGAGGCGGCGGCAGCAGCUGCGGCGGCGGAGGCGGCAGCAGCUGCGGCGGAGGCGGCGGCGGAUGCAGCAGUUGUGGAAGCCGCUGCGGUGCAGUCCACCCCGGCCAAUCACCGUUAGGGGCCAGAGGAGGUCCGCUGCGUUGGGGUUCCGCUCCUCAUCCCUCCCUCCUGCUGACACUGCAGCAGCAGCGGCUGCUGCUCCUGCUGCAGCUGCUUCCGGUGUCCCAUGCCCCGCCCAUGCAGCCCAUGCGCUGUAGGUGGCAGCGGGGAGCAGCAGGAGGUGCGACGGACGCCGUUCCGUGGACUGCACGUACGCGUGUCCCCCCCCCCCGAUUGAAACGCUCCGCCGGCAGGGCUUUAGCCCGUCAUGUCAUGUCAUGUCAUGUCACGCACCCAUGCCAUUACUCGGCCUCCUCCACGUACCCUCCCCACCGCCGGGCCCAAUCGAAUGGCCGGCCUCCGGGCCUCUGAAGCCUUCUGCCCCGGUAGUGAAUCAUAGUUGUAUUCUGGGUCCGCAGGCAUGUAGUGUUAUCAUGGUAUGGAGCGUGUCUGACAGUACGGAAAUACGGCAGUACUGUAGUUAGGUAGUAUGGUAGUGCUGCCCUUCUUCAACUUUGUACUUAUGAUUGCUUGUUGCUGUUGUAGCGCACGCCACGCAUAUGUUGAGGUGAUGUGGCACCUAACAACGCAUGUGUGUGGAAAACGCCUAAAGCUUGCGCGCCGUAAUUCUUACAUGAGGAGAGGCGGUAGAAGUUGUCACUUUGGCCAUAACACUGGUAGCAGUAGCACAUUAGCAAUGGUGCUUGUUGGGCGCAUGUACUGUACCGUAUACUGUGGCUCUGUGAGACAUACGGGUUGCCGGUACUAGGUUGCUGAUGGGUGGCCGGAAUUCGGGCGGGUGACCGGGACUCCGAUGGGCGGUGGGCGGCUUUCCCGCUGCUCUUCCAAUACUCGCAUGGCAUG